This is a messenger RNA of Uloborus diversus, 2516 nucleotides long. Its product is annotated as adhesion G protein-coupled receptor L3-like. NCBI's taxonomy places the organism in Eukaryota, Metazoa, Arthropoda, Arachnida, Araneae, Uloboridae. Gene Ontology annotation, molecular function: G protein-coupled receptor activity. The transcript is spliced from 23 exons. Gene Ontology annotation, cellular component: membrane. The record is from RefSeq and is a predicted model, not a curated record. Bases 71 to 2413 code for a protein of 780 amino acids. Gene Ontology annotation, biological process: adenylate cyclase-activating G protein-coupled receptor signaling pathway; cell surface receptor signaling pathway.
UAGGUACCAGGGAGUUUCUCUUUACUUUAAUGGAAUUUAUAUAUUUUCGUUGGUCUCUACGGGGGAGCAAAUGUGGAAUUUGACUGUUCCGGGACCUGUUAAAAAUAAUACCUGGAGUCAAAUUGGAUUACUGUGGACAAAAGAAACCGGUCUGGAAAUGUUUGUCAAUAAUGUAUCUGUCGGACACGUGAAGUAUCCAGAUAAAGUUGACCCACCACAGCUUCGAGAUCAACCAAUGGAAUUAACUGUAGGUUGUCGCAAAACGCAAGAUGGCGAUUAUACAGAUUUUGCGUACGGUGAAUAUGAUGAACUAACUGCUUGGAUGUGGGCGCUUGAAGAAGAACAGAAAAUUUACUUUUUAGGCGGAUAUGAUUGUGACCCGGAAUUACACCCACUUAACUGUGAAACGAAUCUGGAAAAAAUAUUGAAAAAAAUGGACAAUGCUGAUAUGGAGAGCACUGCUGCACUUGCUGAGAGCUUGGACCAUCUGAAGAUGCUCUCUGAAGUUGAGAAAGAUCCUGCAGGAUCCGACAAAGAAGAAGAUAAAAACGCAGAGACGAGAAAUAAAGAAGAAAUCAAGACAUUUGUUGCAAUCAUCGAAAAACUGAUUGUUAACACGUGGAAUGAACCAAACAAUUUGGAAAUAGGGGAUCUGGAAAGCAUGCUGGCAGUUCAAGAUUUAGCUAGUAAUCUGUUGGAUGAAAAAUACUACGAUGGUUGGCAAGCAAUGCAAAAUGAUGGAUUGGCUUCGGUUGGAUUCAUGAAUCGUGUGACAGAGUAUAUUAUGCAGAAAAUGAGUCAAACGGAUAUAGGAAAAGAGCCAAUGACGAUGGAGAAAAACUCAAAAAAUAUUUACUCCGAUUUGCGUAAAAGUUCUUUGUUUGAUAUUCUGCAUGGAGAUGAACUAAUAACUUAUCCGGAAGUCAAAAAAGAUGAAGAAAGUAAUCAAAGAAGAAGGAAAAAGAGAGAAACGGAGGGAAAUGACCAGACACCUGAGGACGAACCAAAAGUUCAAGUAAUGGUAACAAAAGAACUUUACGGGGACGUUAACAAAUAUGAGAAAGUAUCUUUUGUUGGUAGUUCCUAUAAAUCUUUAGACAGACUAUCUCCUUUAUGGAACAAAAGAACAGGGAACUUUACGACGCUGAUUUUCAUCGACAGCGAAAUUGUAACUGUCAGAAGUGAUCCCAAUGCCAGUUCUGCAGCACUAGAAAAGGAACCGGUACUGGUCAAGAUGAAACAUAGAAGGAACGCAAAAGCCACAGGACGGAAACUGAUGGCAGAUAAAGAAUUAGAAGAAAACGGCGAGGUUCGAAAUCGAGAAUGCGUAAGAUGGGACCCUAAUCUACAAGCUAGAGGGUCUCGCGCAAAAGGAGGCUGGUCUCCGGAUGGGUGUUCCAUUGCCAACACAAGUGCUGAAGAAUCGACCUGUAAAUGCACUAUGCUGGGAACCUAUGCUAUCCUAUCCAAAAUACGGCAGCCCUUUGAUAUCCCUCCCGAAGACGAAUGGGUAAAAAUUUGCAAGUGGAUCGGCUUCGGGGUGUCCAUUAUCUUGCUUGUUCUUUACAUCUUCGUCAUUCUCAUAAGGAAGAAACUGCACGAACCGUUUCACAUUAUUCGCCUCAAUUUAGCUCUUGCAGCCCUCGGCGCUUUAGUUUCAUUUUGCUUAUCUGGAUUCUUGUUCGACGAUGAGAGUACCUGCCGUAUCUUGUCCAUAACGAUCCACCUCUUUUACACUGCGGUUGGAACUUGGUUGAUUGCUGAAGCUCAUGCACUAUUUUCUACUUUGGUAAACGGGGCAAUCGGAGGAAAGUUCACACUCUAUUUCAUGAUUGGGUGGGUUGCACCGGCUGGCAUGGUAGGAGGAUGCUAUACCGUUAUAGUGGAUUACGGUUACGAUUAUCGCUGCCUGGUUGGCCCAACAGCGAGCAUGCGGUGGCUUUUAGUUAGUCCGAUCUUGAUAUCAAGUCUGGUAGCAUUUACGUUUUCUCUUUUGACGUGCAUCAAUUAUGGAACCCCUGCAAUCAAAAAGACAGUGAUUGUUAAUGAAUUAAGGUACGUUAAUAUAUUCAAAAGCCAUAAUUUUCUGAAAUAUGAAUUUCUGCCCACAAGAUCUAGUUUUAUCGUAACUCUUCUGUUUUUUUCUACUUGGGUAUGUGGAAUUUUUGCUCUGAUAGACCUUGGAUUCGAUGGUGGGGAAAUUCCAGCUUUCAACCCCAUUUUCCAGAUCCUGAAUUCAUGCCUGGGCGUCUUCAUUGUGGCCCUAAUUGGACUGGGAUCGAAGCAUUUCCGAUACUGCCUUUGCCACGCCGGACGAAGCACUACACAGACCAAAGCACUUAAUUUAGACCCGUUUGACAUUCAUGACAAGGCUAAAAUUAGUAACAUGAAAAAAAUAUAUACAGCAAAUUAAUUAUGGCAUCAAAGAUGAAGAGUGGAAUGUUUAUUUUGCGUUAAGUAUUUAGAAACUAUGUAACCAUGUCAUUGUAUAUGAGAUGAAUAAAUAUUGAAAUUCC